Drosophila bipectinata is the source of this 2544-nucleotide messenger RNA. RefSeq names its product 5' nucleotidase A (gene Nt5a). NCBI's taxonomy places the organism in Eukaryota, Metazoa, Arthropoda, Insecta, Diptera, Drosophilidae. Gene Ontology annotation, molecular function: 5'-nucleotidase activity. The record is from RefSeq and is a predicted model, not a curated record.
CUGUCGACAAAAAGAUAAUAAAAUUCGGUUUAAUUUUAAAAUUAGAACAAAUUUUGUACUAGGUGAGAUGUGCUAGGUGAUUAGAUAAAAUGCUGGCCCUGGGCAAAAAGGCGUCGGUGUGCCAUCUCGGCUCCUCCUGCUCCGUCCCCUUCAAGAUUGUGCCUCUCCCUCGGUUCACCACAUCGACGCAAACAAAAACAAACGUACACAAACAAGGGCGAUCAGAUGUUUGGCUCCUGUUACGUAAUGUUCGUAAAUUGGCGCAAAAUUCAACGCGGUGGGAGCUCAAAUCAGUGCCGGCAGUAGCAUCGAGAGCAUCGUUUUACGAGGCACGGAGGUAUUUCCACAACUCGGCCGUCAGAAAUUCAAGGUACUCCGCCAGCACCAUCAUGACUACCUAUCACAAGGAGCUCCUCCUGGGGGACUAUGACAUCGUAGGAUUCGAUCUGGAUGGGACCUUGCUCCGCUACAAUCUCCGUGAGAUGUCUGCUUUGAUAUACGAUGUACUCAAACAGUUUCUGGUCGAACAGAGAGGCUACAAAGUGGACCUAUUGGCACAACCUUUGAAUGUUGACUUCCUGCAGAAGGGCUUAUUCCUGGACGGACCUCGUGGCAACGUCCUGAAACUAAGCAGCGAGGCAGAGAUCAUGCGCGCAACCCACGGCACUCGGCUCCUCAGCGACGAAGAAAUUGAGGCCAUCUAUGGGGCUGAACGGAAGUGGGACAUCACCACGGCAUUCUACAAGGACCCUCUGUCCACUUGGAAUGGCGCUGCCUCCACACAAAUGCGCUCCCUGCUCGAUUACUUUGAUAUGCCGAGUGCUUUGGUUUUUGCCCAAGCUGUGGAUCAAGUCGACAGGGAAAAAAAGCCGUCUUCGGGAGAGGAGUACCAGGUGUGGCAGGAUGUACAGGCAGGCCUGAUGCACAUUUUUAGCCGGGAACACUUCUCCAACGACAAGAGUCUCUACUUCAAGAGUAUGCGAGCCGAGCCCCAGAGAUUUGUGCUUUCCACCGACACACGAGUCCUCCAGUGGCUGCAUGAGCUACGAAAAUCUGGAAAGAAGCUAUUCCUCCUAACAGGCUCCAACGUAGACUUUGCUAAUCUCACGGCUACUCAGGCUCUGGGAAAGGACUGGCGAAGUCACUUCGAUUUUGUGGUGACCUACGCCAAGAAGCCAGGUUUCUUUACCAGCCAAAGGCCGUUUAUGAAGGUGGACGUGGAGAAGCUGCAGGAGCUGCCCGAGGAAGCCGAGGCGAUACAGCCAGGCGAGGUGUAUUCCCAAGGCAACUGGCAUGGGUUGCACGCGGCCAUGGCUACUAUGCUGCAAAAGGAACCAUCCAAGGCAAAGGCGCUCUACUUUGGAGACAACAUUGUUCAGGAUGUUUACACGCCUGUCAAACAUCGUGAUUUCGAUGCCGUGGCCAUUGCCGAGGAACUGCUUCUCGAGGACGGCAAGUAUCCUUUUACCGCCGAGCUGGACUCUCAAUUUUGGGGUUCCUACUUCGCGCUGGAAUGUACGCCCACCCUCUGGUCGAGCUUCAUCAGCAGUUACGCACAGUUGUGUGUUCCCUCGGUGGAGCAAGUGGCGCAGACUUCACCCCAAAAGCGAAUCAUAUGCAGCAAUCCGUACGGAUUCAGUCCGCGGUUGCCAAAGGAGCUGGAAACCUUGCAUUUGAAGAACUGCAAUGAAUGAUGAUAAGGUGAAUGUGGAUGUGGGCUAUCUAUCAUCUUCCUGGAGACAAUAAACGACCUGCGACCUGUGGCGCAGUUGAUCCGAUAACGCUUCUUGCAGCUGGAACCUAUUCAAAAAGUUUACGUACAAACAAUUUUAUUUAAUAAUCGCAAUAAUAGCAAUAAACAACACAAAAUUCUGGAUUGUUCAAUUAGCGAGCUGACGACAGCAUAUACAGGGAGAGUCAUAGCUGUAAGUCAUUGCAGUUUGAUAUUAAAUAGCUAAGCAAAUAAAUUGAACUACUCUGAGCAUAUUGGUACGCAAACUAAUUAUACCAUUUUAUUAAAACUAAGUAUUAUAAAAUCUAUUUAGUAUUUUCUUAUCACAACUAUGUUUAUACCUUCUCUCCUGACUCCAAAGUUCAGUGAAAAGUAUGAUUCACGAGCUGUUUUUUGAUAAAUUAUUAUUGUUAUGGCAUUUUUUAAAUGAUUUUUUUAGCCAAGCUAGGACAAUUUAUAACAGAAAUAACCCCAAUUUUACUAAACAUCAAUUAUACACACACAUGUUAGCUUAAUUUGUUAAUAUUUUUUGACCGAAGAACUCAAUUGAAGUACCUAUAUGCCUUAGAUUAUAUAAAAAGUCUAUGUUCAAAAUAAUUUUAAAUGCACUGUUGAUGCAGUAAUACACUAAUUUAAUUCACAGUGUACCAAAUACAUAUAUAUGUAAACCACAACAAAUUUGGAAUUUGAAUAGGUUGUGCAUCAGAACAGGAAUAGAUACAUAUAUGCCGUCAUUCCUAUAAAUAUAUGUAUGUUUACUGGAAAUAUUGUACUUCCCUGAAACAAUAAACUUUUGAAUUUUAACAUCAACA